This is a messenger RNA of Oncorhynchus gorbuscha (pink salmon), 3112 nucleotides long. It is a transcript of the gene tmed5, whose product is annotated as transmembrane p24 trafficking protein 5. Gene Ontology annotation, cellular component: COPII-coated ER to Golgi transport vesicle; Golgi apparatus; endoplasmic reticulum-Golgi intermediate compartment. The record is from RefSeq and is a predicted model, not a curated record. Gene Ontology annotation, biological process: endoplasmic reticulum to Golgi vesicle-mediated transport; Golgi organization; intracellular protein transport. NCBI's taxonomy places the organism in Eukaryota, Metazoa, Chordata, Actinopteri, Salmoniformes, Salmonidae. The transcript is spliced from 4 exons. Bases 161 to 838 code for a protein of 225 amino acids.
GCAAGGUCCUCACAUUGCGAUUGCUAUCUCGUACGGUGAGCUGUCCAACAGAACAGAUGUGAGAAGUUGACGAGCAUUAGCUAGCACUUGUCUCUUUACGGAGUCAAAAUCUAUAGUUAUUUCCCGCUUGUUCCGUGUGUGGUGAAGCCAGCAGGAGACCAUGGACGUGGUCCGGGGGUUAUUGUGCCUGUUCUCGGUGCUGGUAUCUGAGAUGUUCAUGGUGGCCGCGUUCUCCCAGAGCAUGGACAGCGACUUCACAUUUACACUCCCUUCCGGACGAAAGGAGUGCUUCUUCCAGACCAUGAAGAAGGACGCAUCGCUGGAGAUAGAAUAUCAGGUGUUGGACGGAGCAGGUCUGGACGUUGACUUCAGCCUGUCCUCUCCUACUGGACACGUUCUGUACAGCGACCACCGCAAGUCAGACGGAGUACACACUGUAGAGACGGAGGACGGAGACUACAUGUUUUGUUUUGACAACUCGUUCUCGGCAGUAUCGGAAAAGAUCAUUUUCUUCGAGCUGAUCAUGGACAACAUGGAACAGGAAGGGGAGGAGCCAGAGGACUGGAAGGAGUACAUCCAUGGGACUGACAUGUUGGACAUGAAGCUGGAGGACAUCAUGGAUACCAUCAACAGUGUUAAAGCCCGGCUGGGGAAGAGCCUUCAGAUACAGACGCUGCUCAAAGCCUUCGAGGCCCGUGACCGCAACAUACAAGAGUCCAACUACAACCGGGUCAACAUGUGGUCCAUGACCAACAUGCUGGUGAUGGUGCUGGUGACAGGGGUGCAGGUCUACCUCAUCCGCUCGCUGUUCGACGACAAGAGACACACACGCACGUAACAACCCGCCCACUGGGAGGGGUCGGGAGGGACCGGCAGCUCUGUCUUGAUCAGCCAGCCAAUAGGGAGUGGGGACUGGUGGUGAAGAUGCAACUGUAACUCAUUGGUUUUUAUGUACAACAUGCACUCACAUUCAUCACACAUCUUUAGACACAAAUGACCUACCCAUCCAGUCUCUUCAUCUGCUCUGUCUAGCUGCCGGGGGACAUUAUUUGUAUCUGCUCUGUCUAGCUGCUGAGGGACAUUAUUCGUAUCUGCUCUGUCUAGCUGCUGAGGGACAUUAUUCGUAUCUGCUCUGUCUAGCUGCCGAGGGACAGUAUUCGUAUCUGCUCUUGUCUAGCUAAAAAUCAGUGGAGGGUGAGACACCAGCCAGACCUUCAGAGUCAUUGGCUUUUAAAAGCGAGCGUAACAAACAAGUGUUACCCAUUGAUAUGGUAAUGUUACCUCUCAACUUUGUCUUCCAGACACUGAGGUGAGACUGCCCUGUCUGUCACAUCUUUCAAUGUCUCCCAGUAUACGAUCUGUAAGUCAUGUUGCUAAGCCUUUUACUGGAGUAGGUUGUUGAUAUACCUGUAGAGACUUUGAUUUAGCAGUUUGUGCCAUACUACCAAAACUUUUGCCUUCCAAACCGUGGCUGGAGUGGACAGCAUGUGCACGCACACACACACUUUCAGAUACUCACACAAUCUCUCACCCACACACUAACACAUUUCUUCAUAGAAACAUCUGUUGCCUGCCAGUGCCAGCCCUCCUUUCUGUGGCUGGCCUUUUCACUGCUUGGUGAGUAGAGUAGGGGAAAGGGAAUAGUUUAUUCCGUAACCCUCUAAAUCACUGCUGUACUCUUCCACUCCCUCCUCCUCCUGACUUCCACCUAUAACUCAUGUCCUGAUGGUCUAAUGUCAGACUUGGUGCCGACAGGCGAGUCUGGUUUCAGUCCUACAGACUGAUGAGAUGUGGAGUCCGCUCUGCCCCUCUCUUUUUCUCUAGUGACCACAUUCUAUUUCUAACAACCACACCCUGCACCUCAUUGGGGCAUGGAAGGUUUCUUGGAGAAGGGUUGCUUGGGACUGAAUGAGGUGGGAGUGGUUGGGAGAUCCACUAAUUGACUUAUUUGGCUUUAUUUUGUAGGUUGUCCAAUAGUGUACAUGACAGAGCUACAAAUGUACACACGUGUGGUUGAUACACUGAUAUGUGCCAAGAUUUUGGAGCAGCCAAACAAGUUGUCUGAAUGCUCUCUAAAUGCUCCCUAUAUUACAGAAAUGUUCCUAUAAAUACUCACUGUGCUGCUGUGUUGAGUAACACCACACCUCCAUCUUGUGGCUGGACAGUGAACUGCUCACAAUCUCACCUAUAGGACUGGCUUUAAUAAAUAUAUAUACAUUUUUUUUUUAAUUGAACCUUUAUUUUUCCAGGCAAGUCAGUUAAGAACAUUAUUAUUUCCAAUGACUGCCUACUCCGGCCAAAUCCAGACAAUGCUGGGCCAAUUGUGUACCACCCUAUGGGACUCCCAAUCACGUCCGGAUGUGAUACAGCCUGAAUUCAAACCAGGUACUAUAGUGAAGUCUCUUACACUGAGAUGCAGUGCCUUAGACCGCUGCGCCACUCGGGAGCCCAGUUUUCAACCUACCCCUGCUUUGAAAUAUUACAGUGAUGCAGUAUCCACUCUUUGACAUUGAAAGAAUAACAACAUAAAAUUGUGAUGUUUGAGGGGUCUUGCGAUGUGCUAUUAUGAGCUCCCUCUCAUUUACAGCUACUCAAACCAUUGGGCGAGUUAGUUUAGCAUAGCAUGGUGCCCCGGAGGGGCAGAGUUUACGCAUUUUAGACCAUUUCAUUAGUCCACCUACACAGUCAUGCCAAAUUAACUCGCCCAUUGUAAUGGUUGUAUUGCCACUGCCUCUCUCUGCCCACCCAUGGUCUGUCAUUUAGUAUUUUAGCUGAUGCUCAAACAAGCAUCACAUUGGGUGAUUUUAAUAAGUGAAAUGAAGUGUUUAAAAUCCAGAAUUUCACUGUUCUGCUCCAACCUUUUGUUCCUUUCUGAACAAGACCAUAUUAUAUUUUGAAGAACAGACUGAACUCUUACCCUACAGACAAGCUGUUUAGGAUAGUGUUAUUUUACUAAUCUGAUGGAACAAGGAGGAUAAAAUAUUCUGGGAUAUUUAUCAGAAUGUUCUGUAGAUGUAAAUGAAACAAUCCUACUUUUCUGAACAUGUCACGUUGUUUCCUUUGACUUCAAAUGGUUGGUAGGUUGGUGAGAAAUAAACUUUAUACAGAUCCA